GGAUCCCUGGGUAAUAGCUCCGUGUGUAGCAUGGAUGUGUCAGAUGUCUCACCUCAGGCUACCCCCGUGGAACUUGUUGGUCCAUGACGUCGGAUAUUAUUCCAUAAUGAUGCUUACAUUCGUUUAUAUAAACGUCCUAUUGUAGCCCAGGAUGUUCGAAACUGCGAAUGAACGCUGAUUUGACGGCAGAAGGAAUCACUCGUUAAUUGUCGUCCUCCAUCUCACUCGUUGAAGAUAUGAAUUACCUUGCAGCAGUGGCUGUUUUGGCUGCCGGGGUCAAUGCGUUUGCUAUCCGAGGGGAUACUUGCUGCUUCGAAGUUACAGCUUCAGGUGGUACUUCGGGCUCUGUUGGUCAGUUGAGCGAUGGGCAAAAUCGUAUCGGUGGCGGUCUGCCUCCCGCAACGUUUUGCAUCAACUCCAGCGGGGUAAUUACCGAUAACAAUGGGCGCGCGUGCAUACUCACACCUCCAACAUCUCAGUUGCAGUGUGACACUGGUGCGACUGGUACACCUGGCUUCUCCGUUUCCUCGUCCGGGGAACUGGAGUUUAACGGAAACAUCAAUUUCAAGGCCUGCCAGACUGGAGACAAUGGCUCAUUCAACAUCUACUCUAACCCUCCAAGCGGCGAUGUCACUGGGUGCGUGGAUGUGACGCUGACGGCCAAUGGAUGUCAGGCCCCCUCCUCUUCGUCUGCACCACCCUCACCUCCGGCCACCUCUGUCACUGUGGUCACCGUCACUGAGACAGUAUGCGCUAUCUCAGAAAGCAGCAUUGCUCAGCCAACCUUACAUUCCACUUCAUCUUCUCCUGGUCCUCCACAUGGCGGAACUUCCUCUGCCCCUUCCCCGCCUACUGAGACUGCUUCUUCCUCCAGCGCUCCCUCCUCAUCCAAACCAUCAAGCUCCCCAACCAGCAGUGGAACUGCUUGCCCGACAACUUUAUCCAGUGGUGGCUUCGAAUUCCCUCACUUAAUUGUGCCAAUCAACUCGGCUUCCCCGAACACCGCCACUGGUAGCCAACUGAACGGAGAAAUUAGCACCACCGUUUCGAGCAUCUUUAAUUUUGAUAUUCCAGGCUCUGAUUCUGGCAAGUCGUGCAGCUUGAUAUUCCUACUUCCUGAACAAUCACAGUUGCAGACAUCCUCGUUCACAUUUAGUGGGGAUGGAAAAGUCGAUAUCUCUGAGCUCAGCUCCCCUGCCACCGAGUCCACAACAUUCAACAAUGCCCCGUCAGUGGAACAUGACUUUGGUGAAAUCACCAUUGCGCCGGGUAAUUCGUAUCAUAUCGCCUCCUUUACCUGCCCUGCCGGUGAACGCAUCGGUUUCGAGAUUGAGAAUGCCGGGUCAACUAACCUAACUUUCUUCCAAGACUUCAACCCUUCUCCAAUCGGUCUAUAUAUUACUACCUGCUAGUUAAUUCAGCCUAGUCUAUUAACUACACACAACUUUGAACUAGUAAUUAACAGGUUAUGAAACUUGCGAGCUAUAGCCACAAAAUUUCAUAAUUCAAAAAUGCGUAUGAACCUCACGACUUUCCCUCAAGUGUUUGUAUCAUACACCCGACGAUGGCAUCGGAAUAAUCCCAAGAAAUUGUUAAGAACAGCGAUUCGCUU
Messenger RNA from Talaromyces proteolyticus, 1612 nucleotides. Its product is annotated as ubiquitin 3 binding protein But2 C-terminal domain-containing protein. Bases 237 to 1412 code for a protein of 391 amino acids. The transcript has 3 exons. The record is from RefSeq and is a predicted model, not a curated record. Lineage: Eukaryota; Fungi; Ascomycota; Eurotiomycetes; Eurotiales; Trichocomaceae.